Anopheles cruzii is the source of this 1581-nucleotide messenger RNA. RefSeq names its product membrane-bound alkaline phosphatase-like. Gene Ontology annotation, biological process: dephosphorylation. Gene Ontology annotation, molecular function: alkaline phosphatase activity. The record is from RefSeq and is a predicted model, not a curated record. NCBI's taxonomy places the organism in Eukaryota, Metazoa, Arthropoda, Insecta, Diptera, Culicidae. The coding region runs from base 1 to 1581 and encodes 526 amino acids. The transcript has 6 exons.
AUGAUGGGCGGCUCGACACUAGUAGCGACAGCGGUUUUGGUCCUCGCUGGAUCCUUCUCUUUCGAUGCGAUUUUCGCACACGAGGAGCACGAUGCACACUACUGGCAGCACAUGGCACACGAGCUGCUGUUCGAGAAGAAGGAUUACACCAUGCAGAAGAUUAACAUUGCCAAGAACAUCAUGGUGUUUGUCGGAGCCGGCAUGUCCCAGACAACGGUCACAGCCGCCCGCUCCUACAACGGUGGAGACAACGCCACGCUGGCCUUCGAGGAGCUCAAGUGGAGCGGCAAUGCUCGGACAUACUGUGUCGAUAGCCGCGUCCCGGACAGCGCCUGUGCCGGGACGGCCUUCCUGACCGGCGUCAAGUCGAACCGGGGCACGGUGGCCGUGGACCCGACGGUCAACCGGGGCGACUGUACGCUCGAUCCGGCCAAAAAACUCGCAUCGAUCGCCAAAUGGGCCCUCGAGGCGGGCAAAGCUGUCGGAUUCGCGACAACUUCCCGCGUCACUUCCGGCUCGAACGCGGCCCUCUACGCCAACAGCCCGGACAGCCGGUGGGAAAGCGAUGCGGAUGUGACGGGGGCCGGUUGCAGUCCUACCAACGUCCCCGACAUUGCCCAUCAACUGAUUCACGGAGACAUUGGCAAGCAUUUCAAGGUCAUACUCGGUGGCGGACGAAAGCAGUUUCUUCCCACAACCGAAACGGACGCUUCCGGCAACCGUGGGCUGCGAACCGAUGGCAGCAACCUCAUCAGCGAGUGGCAACAGUCGAAGGGUGCCGGAGUGAACGCCACCUACAUCACGAGCGUGGAUGAGCUCGGAAAGCUGGACACUUCGAAGAUCGACUAUCUGCUCGGUCUGUUCGACUACGACCAUCUGCCGUUCAGUACGGACUUUGCCGGCCAGGAGGGUGCGGUGACUCCUCCCCUGGUGCGCAUGGUCCACUACUCGCUCGAGAUGCUCCAGAAGCCGGCACACACCGAGGGGUUCCUGCUGUUCGUCGAGGAUGGCAACAUCCAGCGGGCGCACCAACAGAACAAGGCUCGCAAGGCGCUGGAGCAGGUUCGCCACUAUGCCGGGGCCUUCAACAUGGCCAAAAUGAUGGGCAGCGAGCAGGACACCCUGUUCAUCUCGAUGAACGACGUCGGCAGCACGCUGACCCUUCCGGGCUAUCCGGCCCGUAACUCCGACAUCGUGUCCGCCCCGGCCGGAACCAGCGAUGCCGACGCGUUGCCCUACCUCGGGCUGAGCUACGCCAGCGGGCCCGCUCACUCCACGUUCUACCGCACCGCUACCGGUCGCCUCGAUCCGGUCACGGUGCUGGAAGGGAUGGCCGACCCGCACGAACGAACCUGCCCGGCGUCCGUCCCACUGUCGGCGGGGGUUGACGGGGGUGAAGAUGCGACCGUCUUUGCCGCCGGCCCUUGGGCUUUCAUGCUGUCCGGCGGCUACGAGCAGCACUUUAUCGCGCACACGAUCGCAUUCGCAUCCUGCAUGGAUGGAGCAUGCGACGGGGCCACCACGAUGACCCUUUCUGUGGCCGCCCUGGCGACGGUUGUCCUGGCCAAACUAUUCUCUUAA